ACUAAUUGUUAUACUGGGUCUAAUCCAAUCUUUUAGUGAUUCCCUUCGAAGACAGACGCCCGAACUGUUGAGAGAGUGAGAGCAAGCCUGCAGUGUGUGUGUGAACCGGUCUAUUCAAUUCCUGUGGUUUCAUCAGUGCUAACCAACAUCUAAGACCAUUUGGUACAUAUUAGUGAACAAGUGGAAUUCAGCGUUAUUGUGAAACUAUCUGUAUAGUUUGAAUGGGAAUUUGAAAAUAAAGAUGGGUAGAAGAAAAAACAAACAUAACAAACAAGAGAUCUCACCUCCAAAUGAAAAUAGGCAAGAUCCGCCAAUUCUUAAACCUGAAAAAAAUCCAAAAAUACAAAGAGAUUUAAAAAAAGAUACUUCUGACAGUAAGAAAGUGGAUUGUAUAACAGAUAUUCCAAAAAUAAAUGAAACAGGAGCUAUGGAAUUACAAAAUGAAAUAAGUUUUGAAACCUACCAUCCUUCAAGUGAAAGAUUCACAGGAAGAGAAUAUUACCUAUACUCAUUGUGUCAGGUAUGCAAAAGAGAGCUAGUAAAAAAAGUGACUUGCCCCAAGUGUAACUUGAUCUCAUACUGCUCACAGGAGCAUCGGCGAGAACACUGGCCGAGCCACGCUGACCUUUGUGAUGCAGUUGUGGCAGUAUGUGUAGACAGAGGUGUGAAGCACAUCAUGCAAGGUGCUCAUAACCUGCCACCAGACAAAUUUAGGAUUUUUCGUUUCAAAAACAUGAUAGACUGUGAGACUAAGGUGGAGAGACCAUUGGAGGGGUGGGAAAAAGAAAUGUUUAUCUUUCCAAAUGUGUGUGGAAUUUGCAAAGAAUAUAACAACUUAGUUGUUUGUAUCAACUGCAAGCACAACAGUUUUUGUGCAGGACAUCAAGAGAAGAGUAACCACAGUCAGUGGUGUGAGCAUGUGCUUCAAUUCAAACGGAUUGUGGAGGACCAAAGUAAGUUUGGAGUUGUUCGUCCGUCCAUCCCAGUUUGUGAAAUACAACCAUUACUUCCAAAACUGUCCGACAUCAACUGUUUCUUUCAAAGCAUCUGUAAAUACUUGGAAAAGUUUGAAUAUUUACAACUAACAGAAAUAGCUACUUGUCCACUUACUGCUCUAAACACCAUUUUCAAGACAAAAACAGAACUGCUCAGCACAAAGAAAAUAUCAUUACACAUUGUUGGCGCUGAAUCGGACUUUGAAACAAGCAACUUAGAAAAAUGGGAGUAUUACUUUCUACAUUUGAUUCCAAAUUUAGAACACUUACAAGUUGAAUUCAUUGGACCAGAACUGAAUGCUAAGACUGAAAAUGAAAAGUACACUGUGUGCAAACAAUGCCGGAUUAGAAAUAAAUCUAUAAGCUUCAAAUUUUAUAACAAUUUAUACCAUUUGUGUUCAGGUAAAUCCAAACCGGACUUGGUCUGUGUAUUCAACCCCGGUCUGUACCGGUCAACUGGGUUUAACGGUGCAGACACUUGGAGCCCCAGUAUAACAAACAUGCUUGCUUAUAGUUCACCAGUUCUUGUGACAGAAUAUACCCAGAAAGAAAUUCUUAUGGACAUUGAAAGAGUUAAUGCAACAAGACAGAUUCUGUUAAAAAGUGGUCCCUCUCGUAAUCCAUUUUCUAGUUUGAAACCCAGCCUUAAUUUUGUAAGUGAUGAAGAAUCGCCAGUAAUUUUUAAGAACUAUUUUCACUGUGUAAUGUAAUGUACAACUCUAAGAUGUGAUAUUAAAAAGAUGAAAAUGCCCCAGGAUAUAAUAGCAUUUUGUUUUCUUUCAGAAUUAUAGAAUUUUUGGACA
Messenger RNA from Homalodisca vitripennis (glassy-winged sharpshooter), 1798 nucleotides. RefSeq lists its product as uncharacterized. Gene Ontology annotation, cellular component: extrinsic component of mitochondrial inner membrane. The record is from RefSeq and is a predicted model, not a curated record. NCBI's taxonomy places the organism in Eukaryota, Metazoa, Arthropoda, Insecta, Hemiptera, Cicadellidae. The coding region runs from base 242 to 1705 and encodes 487 amino acids. The transcript has 2 exons.